ACUCAUUGCGCAGUCACGUGAUUACCCCCCACUAUAUAAGCCCAGACUCUGCGAGAGAUUUCAUUAUACGAGUGGCAAGUGUUGAGACAAUAAGUCGAUUGAAUUUCUUCCCCUCAGUCUCCACUCAUUUGAUCCAAUAUUUAAUACCACCGCUUAAGACACAUACCAUUCGCCAGUCAUCACCGCUUUAAUCACUGUAUACACCGCUUAAUAUACUGAUAAUAACCGCAAUCGUUGGCCAAUCACACGCGCACAGCAUGUCAUCCGACGACAAGACUACCGGUGCUAUGAGUGGUGGCGUUGAUGGUGAUGGUGGUCAUCAUCAGCCACCGCACCCGCCAUCGGGAGGUCCGCCGAUAGCCGCCACCAAACUGACAGUCAAUAUGAAGACCAAACCUAAGAUAACGCAAGCGAUGAAUGGCAACCAAACGGCGCUAAAGUCCCAAAACAACGGCACCGGUAGUCAGAACGGAGGGAACGGCUAUCGGGUGCUGAAACCCGAGGGCUACGUAGGAGUGGACUCAUUGCCGGAACAGUUUGUGUCGCGUAUAGUGAGGGACGGCUUCGGCUUCAAUAUCAUGUGUUUGGGACAGACGGGGGUCGGGAAGUCGACGCUAUUGGACAGCCUCUUCAACAUGAAGUUCCCGGACGUAAGCACUCGUAGCCAUAACAUCAGUGCUGUUGAUGUCACCGCCAAUUACUACGACCUCCAGGAGCGCAAUAUUAAGCUCAAGUUAGGUCUCAUUGAGAGCAAAGGCUUCGGCGAUCAGAUCAACAAAGGGGACUCCUACAAGUCAGUGGUAGAGUACAUCGACCAGCAGUUCGAGCGCUACCUCCAGGAGGAGCUGAAGAUCCAUAGAAAUCAGUCGCCGGUGAACGACACCCGCGUCCACAUCUGUCUGUAUAUGAUAUCACCCGUCGGUCACGGCCUCAGAGCCAUUGAUUUGGUGACAAUGCGCUCAUUGGCCGCCAAAUGCAAUCUGAUCCCAUUAAUCGCCAAAUCGGACACAAUUAUGAGACUAGAGUUGGAGAGACUGCGGGUGAAGAUCAUGUCAGAGAUUGUCACCAAUGGGAUCAAUAUCUAU
Oppiella nova is the source of this 1085-nucleotide messenger RNA. The record is from the annotation of a GenBank genome assembly. NCBI's taxonomy places the organism in Eukaryota, Metazoa, Arthropoda, Arachnida, Sarcoptiformes, Oppiidae.